Molecule: messenger RNA, 928 nt
Organism: Thrips palmi
Lineage: Eukaryota; Metazoa; Arthropoda; Insecta; Thysanoptera; Thripidae
Product: DBH-like monooxygenase protein 1
Exons: 3
Coding region: 47-469 (140 amino acids)
Biological process (GO): dopamine catabolic process; octopamine biosynthetic process; norepinephrine biosynthetic process
Cellular component (GO): secretory granule membrane
Molecular function (GO): dopamine beta-monooxygenase activity; copper ion binding
Source: RefSeq, a predicted model, not a curated record
CACGCGAGGCUACGUCGGCCUCGGCCUGUCGCCCUACACCGGCACCAUGGCGGGCGCGGACCUCGUCAUGGCCUGGGUGGACGACGCGGGCGCGGCGCAUGCAAGGGACUACUGGGCGGACCAAAACGGCUCGCCCACGCUGGACAAGGCCCAGGACUGGGCGGUGGUGGGCGCUCAGGAGAACGACACUCACACCACCGUGCGCCUGGCGAGGCCGGUGCACACAGGCCACGUCAUGGACGUGCAAAUCCAGCCGGGGCCGAUGCGGGUCAUCUUCUCGUGGAGCGGCGCGGACCCCGGCCGGACGCCGCACUACCACGGCAAGGAGCAGCGCGGCGUCAGCGAGGUGUGCCUGCUGUCGGUGUCGGCGGCCGCGGUGCAGCUGGAGCAGCGCUCCCCGCCGGCCUGGAGCCUUUGCUGGAGCCUGGCAGCGCUGCUCCACGUCUUGCGAGCCUGGCGGCACCCAUGACGUGGCCCGUGACGUGGCCCGUGGAGGAAAUGCAACGGGCAGCCCUUCGCACGUAGAGGCCUACAGUCCCACGUCAGACUUUAGGACUCCAUUCGCCCGCUACCACUCCGGCACCACCGCUCCGAGUUGUCGCUCCCGGGGCGCAGCGCGCAGCCGCGCAGCACAGGUGGGACACGGAGAGGCAGACGUUGACUAUGCUGGCGGAGCUGGCGGCUAUACCCCAGGCACGGGGGAUGGUCAGAGCACUGCAGCGGGGGGUAUCGCUCGCCCACUCAGUGCCAAAGCCCUGCUUACAUCUGUCUCAUGCGGAUUGUUUAAAAAAUUAUCACUGCAGUUUAACCUUGAGUGUCGUCAAGGUCUAUUGUCAAAUCCUUUUCUAGAAGAAAGCAGGAGAAGUUUGUCUGACAAUCACAACUUUGAGAUUGAUAUACUGGAAAAUGAAUUAAAGAAAGGUUUGUU